Messenger RNA from Brachypodium distachyon (stiff brome), 2042 nucleotides. Its product is annotated as probable polyamine transporter At3g13620. Lineage: Eukaryota; Viridiplantae; Streptophyta; Magnoliopsida; Poales; Poaceae. The transcript has 2 exons. Gene Ontology annotation, biological process: transmembrane transport. The coding region runs from base 305 to 1783 and encodes 492 amino acids. The record is from RefSeq and is a predicted model, not a curated record. Gene Ontology annotation, molecular function: transmembrane transporter activity. Gene Ontology annotation, cellular component: membrane.
GCCACGAACUGCGCGUGCCCUCGUGAUGCUUAUUGCCAGAACCCAGAACUGGCGAUGCAGCAUAUAUUCGUUCGGUUGCAACACCCACACCCAGGCUUGGCAAAGCAGUUUAUGCACGAAAUCCCACUCUCGGUUGCCAGCAUACUGAUAGUACGACUACUUAUUAAACUCGAUCAGCAAUGGCUGCGGGAAGAGAAAGGAACGCCAGCCAUCACCAACUCCCUUCCCCGAUUCCUAGGAGCACCUAUCCACGGGUAGUUGCAGCAGUAUCCUAGUACUCCUUCGGUACUUGCUACUCCCGGGUAUGAAUCGAGAAACGCAUCUCGGGGACGCCUCGCCCAAGCCAAAGAACCUCGACGGCGACGCGGCCGCCGUCCUCCCGGCGGCUGCGGCUUCCGUUGACGGAGGCGGCGGCGGAGGCCAUGGCGCGAGGAACAAGCUGUCCCUGGUCCCGCUCAUCUUCCUCAUCUUCUUCGAGGUCGCCGGCGGGCCCUACGGCGCCGAGCCGGCCGUGCAGUCGGCGGGGCCCCUGUUCGCGCUGCUGGGCUUCCUCAUCUUCCCCUUCAUCUGGGCCAUCCCGGAGGCCCUGGUCACGGCCGAGCUCUCCACGGCGAUGCCCGGGAACGGCGGCUUCGUGGUGUGGGCCGACCGCGCCUUCGGCCCAUUCUCGGGUUCCCUCAUGGGCACCUGGAAGUACGUCUCCGGGGCCAUCAACGGCGCCGCCUUCCCGGCGCUCUGCGCCGACUACCUGGCCCGCGUCAUCCCGGCCGUCGCCGACGGCGGCGCCCGGGUCGCCACCAUCGUCACCUUCAACGUCGCUCUCUCCUUCCUCAACUACACGGGCCUCAGCGUCGUGGGCUGGUCCGCCGUGGCGCUCGGGGUCGCCUCGCUCUCGCCCUUCCUGCUCAUGUCCGGCAUCGCGCUGCCCAAGAUCCGGCCGCACCGCUGGGGCGCCACGGCAGGGGAGAAGGACUGGAAGCUCUUCUUCAACACGCUCUUCUGGAACCUCAACUACUGGGACAGCGUCAGCACCAUGGCCGGCGAGGUGGAGCGGCCCGGCAAGACGUUCCCCACGGCGCUCAUGGCGUCCGUCGCCAUGACGUCGCUCGGCUACCUGCUUCCGCUCAUGGCCGCCACCGGCGCCAUCGACGCGCCGCCGGACCAAUGGGGGAACGGCUUCUUCGCCGACGCCGCAGGCAUCAUCGCGGGCGAUUGGCUCAAGUACUGGAUCGAGGUCGGCGCGGUGCUGUCCUCAAUCGGCCUCUACUCGGCUACACUGAGCAGCGCGGCGUUCCAGCUGCUGGGCAUGGCGGACCUGGGCCUCCUCCCCCGCGUGUUCGCGCUGCGCGCCCCGGUCUUCAACACGCCCUGGGUCAGCAUCGUGGUCACCAGCCUCAUCACCCUCGGCAUGUCAUUCCUCAGCUUCAACAACAUCGUGGCCGCGGCCAACUUCCUCUACAGCCUCGGCAUGCUCCUCGAGUUCGCCACCUUCGUCUGGCUCCGCAUCAAGCGGCCCGACAUGCCGCGCCCCUACCGCGUGCCGCUGCGCCUCCCGGGCACGGUGAUCCUCUGCCUCGUCCCCUCGGGGUUCCUCGUCUUCGUCAUGGCAAUCGCCGGGUGGAAGGUGUACGCCAUCAGCGCCAUUUUCACGGCGGCCGGAGUUGGGGUGUACUACCUCAUGAAGUUCUGCAAGGCAAGAGGGUUCCUCAAGUUCGGCACCGUCGACGGCGAGGAGAUGAUGUAUGAGCGUCACCACCAGGAGAGUAGGAACCCCAGUGUCUGAGGAUCCCUAUUGAUAUCCUCUUGGUACCAAGAUUAACAACUUUGAUUUGAUUUGGUGCCUGCAAUCCUGACAAGUGACAAGUUGUAUGUCUUCUUCUUUUUCAUGUGUGUGCAAAGGUGAUGAAACCAACAGUAGUGAAAUUGUUUCUCCUCAAGUGAACAACCCUUAGAAGUCACUUUUUAUUAGGAUGCUGGCCUCAAAAUCUGCCAAAAACAUUGUUUCACUGAAAGUCGCUUGGAAAAAACUAUGUACUACCUCA